GUUUAAUUUUACCGACCACUAAUUCACGACUGAGCUUAGAGAGUUAGAGGGUCCUACAUUUCUUCCACGACGGGGUUUGGGAGCGACUGUCGGUGGCAGUACAGCAUAUGCAAAAGCAUCUUCUUCGCCUUCUUCUCCUUCCCAAAUAUAAAUGCAAGGCACUGAAAAUAGCAUUAAACCAACAAAAAAAAUUACAGCAGUUUCUGGUGUUCCCAGACUGGAGGAGGACCCACACCCCCUUACCCACCGCGUCGGUUAUCCUUAUCUGUCACGCCUUCUUUAUAACUUUGGGUGCUCAAAGCUGUGAUCUUUAACCGAAGUAUCGAACCGUUGGAUAUUUCAGUUCGGGAUCUCACUACUACCCAAUCCCUCUUAUUCGGAUCUGUCCAUUUCCGGGCUUCCUUUCUUUAUCUUUAAGUAGCAAAGCACCUGUUUGGGAUUGAGACCAAAUAAUUUAUGAGAUUGUGGUUGGCUUGAAGCUCAAAGUUGUGAUAUGAGUUGUACGGAAAGAGAAUAUGUGGUUGAUAUUGAGACUGAUGGGACUACGACUGGAGUAGGUAGUUCAUAUAAAUGUGAAAAUGAGGGGGAGGUUUUGCCUCCUGGAAAGAUUGAAGGGACAAUGUUAGAGAAUAUAAUGGAAAAGAAAGUAGAGAAGGAGAAAAGAAAGUCCAUAAGUGCCAAGAAGCCUCCCAAACCCCCUAGACCUCCAAGAGGGUUGUCAUUAGACGCUGCUGACCAAAAGCUGAUCAAAGAAAUACACGAACUUGCGUUGAUAAAACGUGCAAGGAUUGACCGAAUGAAGGCUUUGAAGAAACUGAAAGCUGUAAAGGCAUCGUCCGUUUCAUCAGCAUUUAAUGGGAGUUUCUUCGCUAUGUUUUUCACCGUUGUGUUCUUCAUGGUGCUAAUCUUCCAAGGGAUGUCUUCAGGAAAUGGAUCCUCAAGCUUUCAUGGUUCUCCAGAGUCAGUAUAGGGGAGAACUUGGCCGGGGUGAACUCUGCGUUUGGGUCGAAGAAAGCUUUAGGAUGAAAAGUGCAGAUGAAGUGUAGAAUAAUGCCAGUCUUCCCACCUUCUUGAACAGCUUCAAUGGCUAUGAUGAUGCCCUUUGCACAGCUAAUAAGUAGUGGUAUUAUUAUUGUUGUUAUUAUUAGUGGUAGUAUUAUAAUUUAUUUUCUUAAGCUUUUCUUUGUAGUUUUUACUAUAAUGAAUCAUUUAUUUAUUCACUAAUAGAAGUAUUAGUAGUGACAAACUGGCAAUAUCCAUCAGAAUCUUUUUCGAACGUCGACACGAUCUGUUGAUUACUAAGUCAUUCUUUUUAGAUCAAUUUAUUUAUGGAGUUUGGUUCAGAAAUUCAGAUACAUUAUCAGUUGAAUGUUAGUUGAUUAGUGAGUCGUUUUCUGUAAUCAAUUUGGGGGAGAGGUCUGUUUCAGACAUUAGUAAGUAGAUGUUGGACUCCAUCCCUAUGUUGGACUCCAUCCCUAUGUUGGAGUGACAUUUAGUAAAACACAAAGACAGCAUACCAAAGAUUGUCCUCCCAAUUAGUACAACAAUUUGUUAUAGGAAACAGAAUUUGUCAAUUUUUUAUCAAAUAAUUACAAACCUUUUAUUUUUUAACAUCUUUUCAGUAACUAAUAGUAAAUAAUAACAAUUACUGAAAACGUUACAAAAAGUAUAUUUUCAAUCAACUGUACCAAAUACUCGAGUGCGUAUACUGUGCAACCGGUAUACGGUGAGCACCGUAUACCGGGACGGCUUUAUAUUUUUUUUUCCUUUUGUUUUUAAAAAAUGGUUAUAACUUUUUUAUUUUUGAUCCGAUUUUUAUAAAAUUUAUAUCAACAUUUUUUAUUUUUCAUGAUCUUUCAAAUGAGAUCAAUAUUGCCUAUGUAAUUUUAACAUAUUAACAUUUGUGUGUAAAAUAUGUAACUUUAAGUGUUAAUAUGUAACUCACGUUCAGUCAAGUCAAAUGCAACUCGUGUGUAUAAAUAUGUAUCUCUACGUGUAACAAUAUGUAACUUUACGUAAAAAAAAUAUGUAACUCGCAUUUAGACAGGUCACAUGCAACUCGUGUGUAUAAAUAUGUAACUCGCGUGUAUAAAUAUGUUACUUUACGUGUAAAAAUAUGUAACUUUACGUGUAAAUAUAUGUAAGUCGCGUUCAGACAUGUCAAAUGCAACUCGUGUGUAUAUAUAUAUGUAACUCGCUUAUAAAAAGAUGUAAGUCGCUUAUAAAAAGAUGUAACUUGCUUAUAAAAAGAUGUAACUCGCUCAUAAAAAGAUGUAACUCAAUGUAUUAUCAAAUGUAACUGAGGCCACUGAUCCACUCCCAAACAGAUUCGAUCUUCUAUUUCACAAACUUAUCAUCUCCCAAACAGAUUCAAUUUUUCUUAUAAUCCAAUACUCAUUUAUAUAAUAGUUCGAUAAUUUCUUAAAAUUACAUACACAAUAUUGGUCUCAUUUGAAAGAUCAUGAAAAAUAAGAAAUGUUGAUAUAAAAAUCAGAUCAAAAAUAAAAAAGUUAUUAUCAUUUUUAACAUCAAAAGCAAAAAAAAAAAGAGAUGCUGCGUCGUUUUUGCAACCGGGCGCACCAUCCUCAUGGUGCGCCGGUUGCACCAUAUAAUUUGGAAAAUAUUACACAAAUAUUACUCAUUUAAAUCCUUCUUACUUUUAUAUUACUACCGAUCAUAAUCAGUUAAAGAGACUUAUCAUUAUUCCGUAUUUGACCUGGGAGAAGUUUUCGAGUAACCGUCUGCGACUUAUCUGCAUCGUUCCCGCUUAUCUAUACUGAAAUCUCGCAGACGGCACUCCUCCAUAUCUACAUCGUUCUUCACUCUCUCAUUCCAGGUUUUUUACUAAAAACCCUGCCCUAACCCGCUUGCAUGUUGACGAUUGAGUUCAAAUUCUUCAAUCUCUGCAACGGAAGUUGAUAUGCGCAUGCAAGGCGAAGUUGCAACAAUCACGGUAAGAAUCACUGAAUUGGAACGGCUAGGUUGCAAUUUUAUAACGAAUAGUUGCUGUAAUCUUCCAUUCUUCUCCUCAUUCUAUAGUCUUAUGAUUUCAUAAAAAUGAGAAAUCUUUGAAAGCCCUCUGUUUCGAAAAUAAAAUGUAAUGUUCUGAAAGUAUGAUUGUGCAUCAGGAUAUGUGUUUUGUGUUAUAGUAGAUUCCCUGAUUUGAGUUAAUCCUUCUAUGGCACUAGCAUUUACACAUUUGUAGAUAGUAUAUGACACUCUUUAAAAUAUUUUGAUUUUGAGAAGUAGAAUUGUGAAAGUUACUCUAACACACAUUCAACAGUUUGUCUGAUUUGUCUAAAAGACCUGCCAAUCUGGGUGUUGUUAAAAUGGUACAGAUUGUGUAUCAUGAAGGCUCUACAGAUUGUGUAUCAGGAAGGCUCUACUUUAUCAAAAUGCCAUUCUGUGUGUGUUUCUUUUUUGGUAUGGUACAGAUUGUGUAUCAGGAAGGCUCUACAGCUUCUGGUGUGCAAAAAUGAACUACCUGCUGCGUAGAUGUGUGUUUGAAAAGGAAGUAUAAAAUGAACUACCAUUCAUUUACUCAGAUUGUGUCAAAAAAUGAACUACAGAUUGUGUCUUCCUUUACUCAUUUAAAUUAUAGCAAAAGAAGUAUAAAAUGAACUACCAUUCAAUGCUGCUCUUACUUCUAUGUUUUUGUGAAUCAGAGCAUGGAAGACAAUGAUGAUUUCACUACACCUCUGGCAUCUUCAACACCAUUCUUGCGGUCAUCCGUGAAAGCCCCAUCCACUCAUAAACCUAAGAAUAUCAUGGAAGACAAUGAUGAUUUCACUACACCUCUGUCAUCUUCAACACCAUUCGUGCGGUCAUCCGUGAAAGCCCCAUCCACUCAUAAACCUAAGCAUAUGUACAAGAGGCUGGUGAAAAAGUCCAUAGUCUAUAAGUUCAUAAAGAACAGGAAAGUAAACACAUAUUCUAGGUUGUUUGACUCGGUCUCUUUAGUAAAGCAGAAGUUAGAACCUCAUCAAGUUCAACUCUUUAGGAAAACAGCCUUUGGUCCGUUUCUUGAUGCUAGGAAAAUGUGUUGCAGUGGUCUACUCAUACAUUAUCUGUUAGGGAAUUUGGUAGAGGUUGAGAAUGUUGCCAAUCCCUUUCAUAUGUACUUUGAGAUUCAGGAUAGGCUCGUUUGUUUUUCUGUGUUAGAUUUCACCACUAUUCUUGGUUUUAAUUGCCAUGACACUGUCCCCACUGUCGAACAAGAAUCUUCCUAUCGGGGUGCGUUCUGGCUCAAAUUUUCCCCCACCCAUUCUAGGGUCACACGUAGUGAUAUUAAGUUACUAUACCAGUCUUUGGUCAAGGGUAACGAGACUGACGAAGAUAUAAUUAGACUUUCACUAAUAUAUGUCCUAUCUCAUUCCUUCCUUCCCGCUGACCCAAAAGUUGCACUAAACAGUUCAUAUCUAAAUUUAAUCGAUGAUAUAGACGCGUUUAAUAGUUAUCCGUGGGGUAGGGUCAUUUGGAACGAUAUGGUUUCUUGCUUUACAAAUGGUGCUAAAUGUCUGAAGUUAAAUGAAGCACAUUAUAAUGUGUAUGGUUGUGUUGUGGCUCUACAAGUAUGGGCUUUUGAGAGUUUUCCGGCUCUAAGAGAGGUUGGCUUGGCUCUGUUAGUGGAUCCAGAUUCUUUUCCAAGGGUUUUAAGAUGGACGUCGGCCAAAAAAAACCCAAACACCUUGAACUGCUCUAUCUUUAGCAACCCAAAUUUUGUCUUCCAGCCUAUUAUCCCCUCCACCAUAGAACUUAAUCAUGACAACUUUCAUCGAGCUGGAAUUCUUAUGGAUACAAACCCUCCCGUCACUCCCAAACCAACAUCAAAACUUACCCCAUGCUCUGCUUCCGAGAAGAAGCAAAGCAGGAAGAAGUCAAAGGUAGCAGUCGGGGCUAAUAAACAGUCAACAAGGAGGACAGACAACUCCAAGGGUGAAGAUGGAUGUGCUGGGAUGGAAGAUUUUUACCCCGGUCUGAGUUUGUAGCCAAAACAGCUGUCUUCAAUGAUGAAUUGAAUUCAUUACGAGCUUUAAUAUCUGAAUUACAGACCAAGGUCAAGGAUCAAGAUGAAGUCAUCCUCAUGCUUGAACAGAAGCUUCAUGAUAAGUCUACUGGACAGUAUACUUCGCCUUUGCGUACUACUUCAGUUCCACAGCCACCACAACACGGGUCAUCUGCCUAUCAAAAAGUCCAGCCCACCCACAAUGGUGUUUAUAUUGACUCUCCUACCACCAAUGACCCCAACAAUGCUCCUGAGGAAGGAUUAGACUUUUCCAUGACUCAAAUUCUUAAUGUUGCAUUUGACAUGUAUGAUCCGAAGGAUACCAAUAUCUCAGGUUUUAAGGACAGUAAUGCUGAAGAGUCUCAACCACAUAUCAGCAACAUCUAUCUCAAUCAGGAUGGUGAGAACAUCCAGCUCCCCAAGGACGCACUCGACUCACACAAACCUAUUGUCUUUAAACAGCCUAUGAUUUCAGUACCUGAGGAGCAUCCCAAAAGGAGAGUUCGUUCACCAGCCCGUUACACCCCAGGUUCAUAUGCACUCCAAAAGUGCAAGAAACCACGCCCGUCUCAUUUACUUUGCCCAUUUGCUCUAGACCCUUUUGCUGAGUUGAAACCUCCAUCUGAGCGGCUUAGAUUCUCACAAUACAUCAUGGAAGGAGUAGUAAGAGGGCAUCGAUCUACAUCUAUACCCAAGAAGUAUUUAUCAGAAGAAGAUAAAUCAAUUAACUUGGUUUUUUUCUAUGAUGUGAUCAUAGACAGCAAGUCAUGGAUAUACCGUCUACAUGAACCUGCCCAGUGGCUAGAUGCCGUGCAUGUUCAAGUAAUAUGCUUCUAUCUCCGUAUGAAGGCAGCUACGUAUCCAUAUACUGAAAACUUCUCCACUUGCUGCACAUACAUCCCUGACUAUUUGAAUAAGUUGUAUGAUAAAUACAAGGUUGGCGUUGUUCAUCCAGAAGACUCUGCGUCUGAUGGUUAUUUAGUGGAUGAAAUAGCAGGUGCAGAGGAACUCUACAUGCUACCAUUCUGGGAGUGUGAUCGUGUAUACAUUCCUUUAAAUCUAUUUGAGUCGCACUGGUGUUUGGUUGUGUUGGAUAUUCACAGUCACUGUUUGUUUAUGUAUGACUCAAACAACCGACGUGCUACUAAGAAACCAAAGACAGUUCAGUACAUGCGUGGCCUAAUUCAUUACCUUCCCAAAGUUGUAGCUGCACUCAAGGCCCAUAACCAGAAUGCAUCAUUCAAUGACCCCCCAUCAUACAAAUUGGAAGUCAUUAAAGUUGUACCGCAACAAGAUAAUGGGGGAGAUUGUGGUAUCUUCAUGCUGAAAUUUGCGGAGCUUCUACAGAUGGGAAUUGAUAUCAAUAAGCUUUGUCCAUCCAAGAUUCCAGAGUAUCGGGCAAAAUGGGCUCAUGACUUGUAUCAAUAUGGGCUCCGAAAUGAAAAAGAAGCUUAACUCCUGAAGAUGCACAUCAGAACUUACUUUACCUAACACCCAUCUCUGUAGAAAUUGUUAUUUUUGAAUCAUCCCGCACUGUUUCUUGUUAUUUUGGAUACUCUUCCAUUUUCAUUGGAAAUGACUACAACUUUUUAUAUGUUUUGCAAUACUAGUUUCACUUCAAUUCUACAUCAGUCCUUCAAAGUCUUUAUGUUCUGCAAGCAACUCUAAUUUUCGUCUAAUCCUUGUACAUCAAGUGAAACAUACAAAGAUGAAUAUUUCAAUUACUAUUUCCUUCAAUUU
Messenger RNA from Cuscuta europaea, 6745 nucleotides. Lineage: Eukaryota; Viridiplantae; Streptophyta; Magnoliopsida; Solanales; Convolvulaceae. The record is from the annotation of a GenBank genome assembly.